This is a messenger RNA of Lepus europaeus (European hare), 6069 nucleotides long. It is a transcript of the gene BCL2L2, whose product is annotated as BCL2 like 2. Gene Ontology annotation, cellular component: mitochondrial outer membrane. The transcript is spliced from 4 exons. Gene Ontology annotation, molecular function: protein heterodimerization activity; protein homodimerization activity. Gene Ontology annotation, biological process: intrinsic apoptotic signaling pathway in response to DNA damage; negative regulation of intrinsic apoptotic signaling pathway; extrinsic apoptotic signaling pathway in absence of ligand. The record is from RefSeq and is a predicted model, not a curated record. Bases 190 to 771 code for a protein of 193 amino acids. Lineage: Eukaryota; Metazoa; Chordata; Mammalia; Lagomorpha; Leporidae.
CCUCCCUCCUUCCUUCCCUCCCUUCCUCCCUCUCUCCCUCCCUCCCAGCUCCUGCACCAGGAAACGGCCCGGAUCCCGGCCGCGGCCUGACCCGGCGCCACGCUGGCUGGGAGGAUGAAAGGCCCCAGCUGGGGGCUCCUUGCCACCGGUGCUGGGUCCUAAGCGCUGCCAUCCAGGCUGGCCGCCCGGAUGGCGACCCCAGCCUCAGCCCCAGACACACGGGCUCUGGUGGCCGACUUUGUAGGCUACAAGCUGAGGCAGAAGGGUUAUGUCUGUGGGGCUGGCCCCGGAGAGGGCCCGGCAGCUAACCCGCUGCACCAAGCCAUGCGGGCAGCCGGAGAUGAGUUCGAGACCCGCUUCCGGCAAAACUUCUCUGAUCUGGCUGCUCAGUUGCAUGUGACCCCGGGCUCAGCCCAGCAGAGCUUCACCCAGGUCUGUGACGAACUUUUCCAAAGGGGUCCCAACUGGGGCCGCGUGGUGGCCUUCUUUGCCUUUGGGGCUGCACUGUGUGCUGAGAGCGUCAACAAGGAGAUGGAGCCCCUGGUGGUACAAGUGCAGGAGUGGAUGGUGACCUACCUGGAGACGCAGCUGGCCGACUGGAUCCACAGCACCGGGGGCUGGGCGGAGUUCACAGCUCUGUACGGGGAUCGGGCCCUGGAGGAGGCGCGGCGUCUGCGGGAGGGGACCUGGGCAUCAGUGAGGACAGUGCUGACGGGGGCCGUGGCACUGGGGGCCCUGGUAACUGUAGGGGCCUUUUUUGCUAGCAAAUGAGAAUGUCUGGGGCCAGGUGGGGCCAGGUGUGGCUGGGGGCCAAGAGAGCAGGAACAGGACCGAGAAACACCCUUGGAGGAAGUGGGGUGAAUGGAUCGACGUAGGAUGGGCAGGGGCAGGAUGGUGCGUGAGGGAGCUGAGGAGGCUGGGCAGGUGGAAGAGUGAGCUGGAGACUGGGGGAAGGUUUGGGGAUGGUCAUGGGCCAGGAGAUGGAGUGAUUCCAGGGUAGGGGAGCUGGGAGGGAUUAUACUAGAGGUGUGCACACUGGCAGGUACCUGGAGCUUGGCUUGCAGCCCUGAGCAAAGUAGACUCAUCUAAGGAGUUGUGUCUCCAUCCGAUGAGUGGCAUUUGGGGAACAUAGCAGGCACAUCCCUUUGGAAUGGAAGCUUCGGGUUCUCAGGUGUCCGGUAGAGGUGGCUGGGAUCCCGGGCUGCUUGGACAUGUGUGUGCAUGUGCACGUGUGCGCAUGUGCACGCUGGGCUUGCUUGUGUCCUCUGAUGGUGGUGGGAUUCUUCAAGAAGAAAACAUUCCCUCUUGCAAGAAAGGGGCAGGCGGAGGGGAAGCAAUUCUCAGUCCCUCCUCCGGGUCCUCCUUUCCCCCCUCCUCUUGUUCUGAUGUCUCAAGGCUAAGGGAGAAGAAACACUGUAUCCAGAGGGAGGGCUCUGACUGGUCUCUGCAGAAAGUCCUUGGCCGGGCUGGGGAGGAAAGAGCAGUUCUGCAGCCCGCCUUGUUCUUUCAUCAUCCCCCUCGGUUGUGCAUCGCACUGGACUCUGAGCAAAGGGCAAGGCUGUGGAGCCUGGCGGAGGGGAGGGCUUCAGUAGCUGGACCUGCCCGCUACUGUCCCCUCUCUCUGGGACACAGUAGUGCCUGUAGUGGUCCCUGUCUCCGGGACCCCAAACCCAAAUUUCAACUCCAAAUUGGGGCUCUGAUUUUUCUUUCUGAGGAUUUGGACAGAAACGCUGAUCUGGAAUACAGUCUGAGUCCCAUGCUGUGUCUCCCCAGGACUGCUGACGCCUCAAGGGGGCCAUUCCAGCUCUGAACCCCGUGGGUUUGAGGGUGACAGGGACUCGGUGACUGGCCUUGUCUGUGUGGUGGGCUCUGUGGCUGCUGCUUGAGCAGGGCCAGGUGUGUGGGUUCUAGGGCAGCCACCAGGACCGAGAAGCGUUUGUUUUCCUGGAAGCCAGGCUGUUUGCAUGGGUGUUACUUGUCUGCAGCUCAGAUCUGAGGAUGCUCACUUCAGACGUCCCAGUCCUCGGGAACAGAUUCAGAUGAUAGGGGUUUUUGUUUGUUUGUUUUUUUGUUUUUGUUUUUUAUUUUUUGGCUUUUUGGGAAAGAAACUAUUCACUCCAGCUGCAUGCCCUGAGCCAGACCUCACUGCUGGGCUUUCGGUGGUGCUAGAAUUGCUGCUCUCCAUGCUGGCUUCAGACACAGUGUUAUCAGAGCCCUGCCCGUGACCCUGAGCUCUGAUGGGCUUAGCUAGACCACGGUUGACUCAUCUUGGAGAGUCUCACUUGGUCCCAGAAUGUGGCAAAAGAGUUGUACCUGCUAGAAUGUGGGACCAAAUUGGCCUCAGGUGUUUACUCCAGACUUUUGAUUUUGAGGGCUGCACUUUUUAAUGGUAUUUCUAGGGGAGGUGGUCGACUGCACGUGCCACUUGAUCUGUUGUGAGUCUGCUGGUCCCAGAAGCUCAGAGCUGGUCUGUGGCGAGCGGGUGGGGUGGGGUGGGGGUGGGGUCUCUGACUUGCUCAGGACAGACUAGGCCGGUGGUUUUCACACUGCUUGGCAGAGUCUUGAAGUGUCCUAGAGGUUGCCUCAGGAGUCCGGGAGGAGAGCAAGGAGGUGGGGGGGCUGAGCAGGCUGUGCAAUUUGCCCUCAAACAGAACAGCUCCCCUUGUAGCUGUCUUACAUAUCGGGGUUCAGGGUAAGAUUUUACUUGCAUUAAGGGGUUUGCUGCUGAAAGAAAAGAAAAAAGUUGGAAACCACUGGCUAGACCAUGGGUUCCAGAUCAGAGUCUGUGCUCCCCCAGGUUUGGGGAAGACCCUCCUGCCCCACUGCAGGACGCCUAGCCCCUUCGCAUCACUGGGGGCCUUGUAGCAAGCAGCAGCAGCAGGGACCACAGUCAAGUUACCCAAAAUGCCCUGCUCUGAGGCCCUCACGUGCAGGUGGACGGAGCGGCUGCUUCCUCAGAGGGCCAAGGGCUCGGUCUGGAUUCCCAGAAGCAGGGGCCGAGUGGGGCCACAGCAGGCAGUUUUGACCCGUCCUGCCCAUCCUAGCGUGAGGGCAAUGGGAACCCCAGAGACUUCUGUCAGGGAAAACCAGGGACUCGUCUAGAGCCAUAUCGUUGCUUGGGAUUCGCUCUUGGCCAAGAAGGCUGAGUAUGGCUCCCCAUUUUUAAAUCCAUUUCUUUUUUUUUUUUUUUAAUAAGGGAAAUCAAUGUAAUUGCCAUUUUUUCAAAGAUGAAAAAGGUAAAGAGGGUUUUUCUUGCUCUCCAGAGCCCGGAGGGACAAAUAGGGAUUUUGCGUAGACCAGGGAAGGAACGCGAGCAGGGCGCUGGGUGCUGCGAUGACUGAUCCCACUCUCCACUUACUCUAGGGCACACACACACUAUUUUACUUUUUUAAAUCAUCAGACGGCAGGAGAACAGAUUUGGUUAGUUUAGAAGAAGAGAAAAAGCUCUAUAAAUAUAAAGAUAUAUUCCUGUAUUUUUAUUUAAUAAUUUAUAAAUACCAAGUUCAUUUGACUUUUAUUUUUGUGUAAUAUGUAAUGGUCGUAUUAAAAAAUAAAUAAAUAAAGCCCAGAAGUUUAAUGAGAAAAGGACUGAACAGGGUUUGUGACUUCUAACGACACAGCCUGGGGCCUGAACAUUCCUGAAUCCAGUCAUCUCCUCCUGACCCUGGAAGGGCAGGAACUAGAGUAACUGAGAAUUGGGAAAGUGUUGAGAAAAUUAAAAAAAAAAAAAAAAAAAAAGGCAACAAAUCAGAGUUGAGCCCCCAUCCUCCUCACCCCACCCCUACCCUGGCCAAAUGCCCAGACAAGAGCUCUGUCUGUCCCAACCCAAGCAUGCUUCGGGGGUGGGGUCCGUAUAGAUGGUGCUUCGGGCCUGCCACAAGCACAAAGCAAAACAAAGAAAGUCUACCCAGAAUCUUUGUGUGAUAAUAAUCAAGUCCCCAGUUGUGGUUCAACCUCAGAAAUGUGUGUGGGGAUGACCAGUUUUCCCUGAUCUCAUGAUGCCUACUCCAGACUUCUGCUGCCUUUCCUGGUCGCCUAAGAAAUGGCUCCAGUCAUUUGGAUGCAAACUGCUAAAUCUCCAAGAUGGAAUCUCCAAGAACAUUCCAUCCAUCCCUGUAUACUCUGAGGACCAGAUACAAAUCAUGUCUGACAGGAAUAGUGAUCCUAAUUUUAAAUUUCAAAUGGGAAUGGCUAGUCUUUCUACAAUGUAGUACAAUAAAUCAGUAUAUUUGGGUUUAUGUGUUACAUUGUUAGAAAUAUAAUUGCCUUUCUAUUCUUCCCUGUAGAAAAAUCUGCAGAGAAGAUGUAUUUCUUUUUAAAAGAUUUAUUUAUCUAUUUGAGAGGCAGAGUUACAGAGGGAGAGACAGAGAAAGAGAGAGAGAAAGAGGUCUUCCAUCAUCCACUGUUUCACUCCCCAAAUGGCCACAAUGGCCGGAGCUGCACCAAUCCGAAGCCAGGAGCCAGGAGAUUCUUCCAGGUUUCCCAUGCGGGUGCAGGGGCCCAAGGACUGGGCCAUCCUCCACUGCACUCCCGGGCCACGCGGAGAGCUGGAUCGGAAGUGGAACAGCUGAGACUCGAACUGUGCUCACAUGGGAUGCCAGUGCCGCAGGCGGACGCUCAACCUAUGGCACCACAGUGCCAGCCCCGGGAAGCCACGUUUCAGAGAGUGGUUUGCUGAACUUCUAGGGAAGGGGAAUUAGAGGGCAGGAGUUAAGAUCUUCAGGAAUGAUGGGCAUUUAUCUCCACCACAGUAAGGUUAAUUUAAUGAUUGAUUGCUUUUUGCUUAUUUCCAGCAAACAUUUGUAUUACCUUACAGUGCUACACAAAAAAACAAAAACAACAGACAGUCGAGGGGAAAUUGGAGUGUUAAUAGUUGAUGACAGGAAAAGGAAAAUUAGUGCACUGUAAAGCUUUCUAUGUGUAGGAUUCCCAGAUACUAAAGCAAGGCUAUAGUUUCAGCUCUGGGCUUGGCAGCAAAAGCAGAGGUGAGAACACUGUGAGAUUCACGCUGCUCUUGGGCUUUAUAAGAGCCUGUCUGUUACUCAUGAGGGGCGCAGAGUGUGGCAGCUUUGCUAAGACACUGAGUGGUGUGAUGGGCGACCCCUCCGUAGCACCAGAUAACAAGGUGAGGCUGAGAUCUGCACCGCCCUGGGAUUGAGGGUCCUCGCCUGUUCCUUGGGGUGCUUCACGUGUAACUCAAAUAUGCUGCCCUGAGCUCCUCUCUCUGCGUGAACGUGGGACUGGACUUUACUGUCUAAUGGGACAGGGGGUUUUGUUUCCCGCAGACCAUUCUGCACCAAGGCUGUUUCUCCAAAUGGCACUUUUGAGAAAGUUGGGCAACAGGUAGUUAGAACUGCUAGCAAAUGGAUGGAUUGUAGGUAUCCUGUGUUUUUACUUAAUAACAGCUCCUUUGAAAACUUGAAGGCUGCCUUAGAUAUGGACACAGGAAAGGUUUUAUUUUAAUUUUUUAAAGAUGUAUUUAUUUUAGUUGAAAGAGUUACACAGAGAGAGAAGGAGAGGCAGAAAGAGAGCAGUCUUCUAUCCACUGGUUCACUCCCCAGUUGGCCACAACAGCCGCAGCUGCGCCAAUCCAAAGCCAGGAGCAAAGAACUGCUUCCAGGUUUCCCAUGUAGGUGCAGGGGCCCAAGGCCUUGAGCCAUCUUCCACUGCUUUCCCAGGCCAUAGCGGAGAGUUGGAUUGGAAGUGGAGCAGCUGGGACACAAACCAGCGCCCAUAUGGGAUGCUGGCACUGCAGGUGGUGGCUUUACCUCUGUGCCACAGUGCCAGCCCCUAUUUUAAUUUUUUAAAGAUUUAUUUAUUGGGGCCAGCGCUGUGGUGCAGUGGGUUAACACCCUGGCCUGAAGCGCCGGCAUCCCAUAUCCCUCUCUGCCGGGAAAAGCAAUGGAAGAUGGCCCAAGGCCUUGGGCCCCUGCACCCGCGUGGGAGACCUGGAGGAGGCUUCUGGCUCCUGGCUUCAGAUCAGCGCAACUCUGGCCGUUGUGGUCAAUUGGGGAGUGAACCAGUGGAUGGAAGGCCCCCCUCUCUCUGCCUCUCCUCUCUAUGUGUAAC